Molecule: messenger RNA, 1774 nt
Organism: Oldenlandia corymbosa var. corymbosa
Lineage: Eukaryota; Viridiplantae; Streptophyta; Magnoliopsida; Gentianales; Rubiaceae
Source: the annotation of a GenBank genome assembly
AGUGACAAGCAUGAAAUGACCAUUAUGUGCUACUGUCAUACUAACAUGUUCGAUCUUUCAUAUCCAGAUAAUAAAAAAAAAAAAGUCUUUAUUUUUUGACAACAUUCUGAGAAACUGUUGAAUAACAUGGCUUUUUGGGAAGCAGUAUCUCUCCCAAUCUCAUUUCUCCUUUUUUCUUAUGUUCAGACUCAUUAUUUUAAUGAGACAGAUCAUGUUCAGAUUGACUCAAUACUUUUUCCUAGUAACAAAAAUUCUCAAUUCACAUUCAUUUUCUUUCUUUUUAACAGUGAAAGAAGGAAAGUAACAACAAAAUAGCAUGCAAUGACAAGGAUAAUCCUGCCAUUUCAGCUCACAAGUUUGGUUCUUUAGUUAUAAUAUGACUAUGCUAGAUUUGGACGUGUUAUCCCAACUUGUGUAUAAAGCCAUAAACUUUUCAUUUAACACUGGCAGUUUGGCUGCUCCAUAAUUUUCAGCCAUAACACUCUUUCCACAGCCAUGAAUACUACUUCCCAGUCCGGCAUCUGGUUCAGGCACAGAACUCCAUCCUGGUUUUCUGUGAAGAAGCUCCUAUUUGGCCUCGUGAUCCUGUCAUUAGUCUUGCAUAAAUCUGACGGGCAGGAGCAGCAGGUUGAAGAUGAUUACUGGUGUAUAGCAGAUGAGCAGUUUACUGAUGAAGAACUGCAGAAUGCCAUGAAUUGGGCUUGUAACAAUGGGGCUGACUGCACUGCGUUGCAACCGAAUCAAGCAUGCUUCGUGCCGAAUACAAUCAAGGACCAUGCUUCCUAUGCAUUCAAUAGCUACUACCAGAAGAUGAAACACAAGGGAGGGAGUUGUUAUUUCAGUGCUGCCGCAGUUUUAACUGGCCUUGAUCCAAGUAAGCCAAAAAAAAAAAAGCAUCAUCUUCAUUCCAAUCAUGAUAGCAUAAUAAUCCAACUCUUUCCUAAAUCUCAUUAGACAGUUCAAGUUUUCAUAUUGAAUUUUCUCAGACUGGAUUUAAUCAGAGGGUAGGCAGAAUGUGGAGUGAUAGACUUAGAUGAUGUUAGCAGCAGAUAAUGUGGUGGGCUAGCACAUGAUGAGAUGUAGUUACCAUUUAUAGUAUGGUCAAAUGCAUGGGUCCUUGAUUAGAUCCAGAUAGUCAGGGAACAAUAUGACAAAGAUGCAGUAACAAACAUCCUUUUUCUUUUUUCUUUGUUUUCAUACCUUGGACGUUGGAUCUCGUUUUGAACUUCUUGAGUAAUCUUAUGCUCUUCAAAGGCCAAAUUUUGCAACUCUCAUAUAUAUAUAAAUAAAUAAAUGAGGUGUGACUUAUUUUGAUGUUGGCAUCUACAGGCCAUGGAUCAUGCAAGUUUGAGUCCCUCCCCUGAACUCUUCCUAUUCUCUCCAUCAACAAGACAUCAUCAUCUACUUGAGAUUGGAACAUCAUCACUUGUGAUCACUAUUAUUAUGAGAAAAUUACAGAUUUCAGUAUUCAGCAGUGGUGGGAGUGAGAUAUUCCUGUUGUUAGUUCCACAUAAUUUUGUACAAGUUUUGUGAAUUGUGAGAUUUUACUUUAGAUAUUGGUGUGUAUUCAUCGCCUUAUAAUAAUACACACCCCCCACCCCCCAAAAAAAGACAGCCAAUAAAUUUCUAUGGUUGAUUAUAUGGUAUUAUGGGCCUCGAACAGGCUUUUCUGGGUUAGGAAAAUGGUCCGUAUCUCAUAGUACAAUUGCGUUUAGUGGAUUUGCCGACUUUCUUAUAUAAUUAAUAAUGGGAUUUUCCAGUUGAUUAUGGUGCC